AUGGCAUCGAUUAGGAGUUGGUUUAGUUUAAAGCAAACGGAAAAAGACCGUUUAAGUGAGAUAGAGAGUGAUUGCGAAUACCGUGAGCGAUGGAUCACGAUAAGAUUAGUGUAUUUCAGUGGGUUUCUAAUGUUUCUAUCUUUUGGUGUUGUGACGACAAGCCUUUGGCCAUACCUGGAGAACAUGGACCCGACUGUGGACAAAACAUUCUUGAGUGUUUUGUUUGCGGCCCCACCGGCGGGUCAAUUGAUUUUCAGUCCUCUAAUUGGCUGGUGCUCAAAUAGACUGUCAUCAAUAAGAGUUCCUUUCGUGAUCUUAACGGGGUUAUUUAUUUUUGGGCACAUCUUGUACAGUACCAUAGAACUGGUUUGCAUGCCUUAUCGGAGAUAUAGUUUGUUGCUCUCCAGGUUCGUUUUCGGCAUAGCAACGUCAAUUAAUACCCUAAACCGAGCGUUCAUUUCUACGGCCACGAAGCUUUCCGAGCGUACCCCGGCAAUUUCAAUGAGUUCUUUAGCGCAGACGCUUGGCCUUGCUGUUGGUCCAAUGAUUCAAUCCAUGUUGUCCAUAGUCGGCACGGACGGUUUUAUGUGGUAUGGUCUACGUUUCAACAUGUAUACAUUAGGUGGCUGGAUAUGUGCUCUUGUUGGAGUGGUAUAUAUAGUAUUUCUUAAUCCAUCCUGGUUUGUUCAUCGUACAAUUGCUGCACGAGAAGCAAUGAAAUCGACCGGUUGUAGUGUAGUAAAGGAUACGUUGGAACCUGUACAACAGUUUUCUAUUUGGGCGAUCAUGAUUAGCUACGGCGUGUUGAUGUUUUUUUAUGUAUCUUUUCAAACGACUCUUUCACCAAUAUCGCUUGAUCAGUUCGCAUGGACACACGAGGAAUCUCUCUACUACCUUGGAAUGUUGCUCACUUGCGGAACUUUAUGCUCUUGUGGAGUAUUUUUGCUGUUGCCUCUGUUAUGCAAACGAUUCAGCGAACACAAUAUAUUUUUGUAUUUUGCAAUAUUGCCUUUAUUUUGUAGCCAAGUGGCAAUGAUACCUGUAGGUAGUAAAACUGUUGAAAUGUCCACAACGAUCCAUAACGGAAGCAUGGUUGGAUGUCCUAUUACUCAGGAAUGGUGCAUGCUAGUUCCUCCAAUUAAUCAGUACCAGCUAAUUAUUUCUUACGUACUGUUAUGUAUUUCAUUUUCGGUUGGAAUUGCUUUAAGUCAAACAAUUCUUUCGAAGCUGCUUGGCAUUCGUCCGCAGGGUAAUUGGAUGGCUUUGUAUACAAGCGUCGGAGGUAUAACACGUAUACUUGGCCCGGGCUCAGUUUUCGUGUACGUUCGUUUUGGCACCUACUGGUUAUUUGGACUAGGGGCAACCUUGUCUGGGUUGAUGCUUGUAUGGCUGUUUUACAAUAAAAGUCAUCUUCGAACCACGCAAAAAGUACCUGCAGCUGCGGAAAUGGAACAACUGGAAGUUUCCGUUUAA
Molecule: messenger RNA, 1473 nt
Organism: Anopheles nili
Lineage: Eukaryota; Metazoa; Arthropoda; Insecta; Diptera; Culicidae
Product: major facilitator superfamily domain-containing protein 8-like
Exons: 3
Coding region: 1-1473 (490 amino acids)
Biological process (GO): transmembrane transport
Cellular component (GO): lysosomal membrane
Molecular function (GO): transmembrane transporter activity
Source: RefSeq, a predicted model, not a curated record